AUGGAUGAUAAAAGAAGUUUCAGUGCAGAAACUGCGUGGACAGUCGAGACAUACGUACCACGGUUUUAUAGAGAACCACGACAGGAUGAUGGCAGGAUUGAAAAGUAUGGCGGGAGAGAGCAAAUAGUUUCUGGAGAAAAUGGAACGAGGCUAAGUCUCCAUGAAGAUAUGAUGAUCUUAUUACUACUCCUGGCUGUACCAGCGUUCGGUUUAGACAAUGGCCUUGUCAGAACUCCGCCAAUGGGAUGGCUUGCUUGGGAAAGAUUCAGGUGUAAUACAGACUGCAAGAACGACCCUGACAACUGUAUCAGUGACCGGCUCUUCCGAACGAUGGCUGACCUUGUGGUUUCGGAAGGGUAUGCGGCUGCCGGUUACGAAUACAUCAACAUAGACGAUUGCUGGCUCGACAAAGAGAGGUCAUACACGGGUCAACUCCAACCUGACCCUGUGAGGUUUCCUCACGGCAUUAAGGACCUAGCCAACUACGUUCAUUCAAAAGGACUUAAAUUUGGCAUAUACGAGGAUUACGGAAACUAUACUUGUGCGGGCUAUCCAGGAAUAUUGGGAUCUCUGGAAUUGGACGCUUUAACAUUCGCAGAUUGGGAUGUCGAUUAUGUAAAACUAGACGGAUGUUAUGCUCAUCCUCGAGAAAUGGAUAUAGGUUACCCUGAGUUUGGCUUUUACCUAAAUAGGACUGGUAGGCCAAUGGUGUAUUCUUGUAGCUGGCCUGUUUAUCAAAUAUAUGCUGGUAUCCAGCCAAAUUUCUCAUCGAUUAUUGAUAGCUGUAAUCUGUGGCGAAAUUUUGACGAUAUUCAGGAUUCUUGGUCAAGUUUGGAGAGUAUAAUUGAUUAUUACGGUAAUAACCAGGACACUAUUGUACAAAAUGCAGGCCCAGGUCACUGGAACGAUCCGGAUAUGCUUAUCAUUGGAAAUUUCGGCCUGAGCUAUGAACAAAGCAAAACACAAAUGGCAAUGUGGGCAAUUCUGGCAGCACCACUUUUGAUGUCAGUCGAUCUUCGCUCAAUAAGACCAGAAUACAAAGCUAUUCUACAAAAUAGGAAAAUUAUUGCAGUAGAUCAGGAUCCGCUUGGUAUCCAAGGAAGAAGAAUUUAUAAACACAAGGGUAUUGAAAUAUGGGCCAGGCCUAUCAGUCCACUAUUUCAAAAUUACUUUUCGUACGCCAUAGCAUUCCUCAACCGAAGAACAGAUGGCACACCUUCUGACGUUGCUGUGACUCUUCAGGAAAUGGGACUCAUUGCUCCCGGUGGCUACCGGAUUGAAGACCUUUACGAAGAUGUUGAUUAUGGAGUUUUAACACCACAGACAAAAAUUAAAGUGAAAGUUAAUCCUUCAGGGGUUGUGAUCUUAAGAGCAAAUGUACAACCAUCUUAUGUUCAAACAACGCCAUAUGAUCCAUUUAGACAAGUAUUUCCUGCAGUCGACCGAACAACUUUCAAGAAAAAAUAAGAAGAAAGCAAGAAAAGACCAAAAUGCAGCCUAUUUAUCUCAACGAAAUAAUCCCAAUUCAGUUUGAUGACUGGAUUUUUGUAUUUAUAUACUCAUAUUGAGACAUACCUACAUAACGAAAUUUGACAAAAUCUGAAAUUAUUUGCUCCCAAAAGUAAAUUAAACAAAUAUUCUGAAAUGAACUGUUUUCUCUUGAAGUAUGCCAUAGAAGUAUUUGAAAUAUGAAUCAACUGAUGACUUCCUUUCAUGAAGCUAUAUAGAAAAAUCAUUCAAUUCGCAGAGUCUCUUAAAUUUAUUUAGAAUAUUUUACCACAUAACAAUCUAUUUAAUUAUGUAGUUUCAAUAAAAAGAAAAUUUUAACAACAAACCAAGCAAUAAAGUAUGAUCUCUCCUUUAAUGUAAUAAUAAUGUGUAUAUGUAUGUGUUUUGUAAAUAUUCUUCUCUAUAACAUAAAAAUAUGAGAACUGACAAUGAAAGAAAUGAGCUAUUUAAAUAAUUUGAUUUUUUUUUUAAUCGAAAACAGUUAUAUAACAUAUAAAUAUUGUAUAUUUCACAAAAGCAGUAGGACUGCAGUAAACAGGGUUCAUAAACCAUGUGUACUAAUAGUCAUUAUAAUCAUCAUCAUCAUAUUCAUUUCUUCUCAAAUAUUGUAAUGCAGUGUGAGGUUGCUGUCAGUAAAACUUGGACCUCACAAGUCAUAUAGAAAACUAAUUAUGUAUCUAGAAACGGUAAUGAUCAUCAACAAGAACACAAAAAAUGAGGACUCUCAUUUAAUGUCAUACUUGAAAGUUUUGUUUAAUUAGUGCUCCAUUUUUACUCAUAUUGGCAGCAACAAUAUAAUUUAUAUUUAUUUUUUAUAAAAUGUAAAAUAAAAAUCUAUUUACUACUAUACUUAAUAAGGGCUAGUACAGUUUUUAUGAUUCAUUGAAGUAAUUUAAAUAAUAGUUUUGAUGAAAGAAAAAAAGUAUUUAUAUGAUAUUGUAAUUAGUAAUAAGUAUAGAAAAAUAGUUGGAAAAAUUUAAAGAUACUCAGUGAACCAAACCUUAAACUGUAAAUAAGAAAAGGGUUGUAAGUGAUUUAUAACUGUCAAUAUGUAAGUAGGAAUCAAUCCAAGAGAAUUUUGUUUUCACAAAAAUAUUUUCUGACAGUAGUUCGAUUCAAUAUAUGGAGGUUCUUUUAUUUUUUUUUUUUUUUUUUUUUUAUAAAUCUUAGUAAAAUUGUAUUAGUUGAAUAGUCAGAAGAACCAAAGUAUGACUAUUGUUUAGACUUUUGUUAACUUAUCUCCUUUCAUAAAGAUAUCCAUUUUUUGUUUUUUGUCCAAAAACAUUAUUAAUUAAUUUCUUAAUUUCCUAACAGAAGGGAUAGUAUCUUCUCAUUAAAACACUUCCAAUAGUUUAUCAUACAAAGAAGUUCUUAGAUUAUCCUAAUUUUUUCCCAUUUAUUUAAUUUUUAUCAUGUCUUUAGGCGUUUAUCUGAAGAACUUCUGGAAGUGAUGCAUGAAGUAUUGUGUCAGAAUAUAUUUUAUCAUGUUAAAGUAUUGUGAAAAAAUGUUGUGAAAAAAUACAAAUAAGACAACAAAUAAAAAUGCUGAUGCAUGUCGUGAGUUAUGAAAUUUAUCAUAUAGUUAAAAAAAAAAUAAACAAAAACAAGGCCUUCUAUGGUAAAAAAUCUAUUUCACAUAUAGCUAAAAUGCCUCUUUUCUUUAAUGUUUAGCAAAGAAUGUUUUAGUUCAAAAAAUUUGAAAAUUUAGACAGUGAACUUUCUCUUAUGAUACCUUAUUUUUCCAAUUAAAUAGAAAAUUAAGUUUAGAGCUGAAUAAGAUUUAAAAAAUUUAGAACAGUAAUGAGCAGUCAUAUUGACUGAAAUAAUAAAUGAACUCAUUUGUUAAUGUUAUAGAUAUUUUUUAUUAGUAUUAUUAUAACAACCAAUAAUUUGUUACGCUUUACCAUUUUAUUCUAAUUUCAAGUUUUUGUCACAAAUUUUUUUUUUAUAAAUUAAAACAUAAAUGUUUUAUAUUACAAUAAAACAAAUUUAAA
Messenger RNA from Nezara viridula (southern green stink bug), 3503 nucleotides. The record is from the annotation of a GenBank genome assembly. Lineage: Eukaryota; Metazoa; Arthropoda; Insecta; Hemiptera; Pentatomidae.